AUGGAGACCAGAAAAGUCUUCCCGCAAUUCCAGCAGCUCCACAUCGAGAUCCGCCUCAUGAUCUGGCGAGAGUGUCUACCAUCCCGAGUGAUCGAGAUCGAUUUCCCUGCUGAUCGCAACCGGCCGUAUAAAUGCACUCUGGUGUGGCCAAACCGUCAAACCCGAUUACCACCAGCGCUCACGAAAGUAGUGACCAUCCAUGCGACCCGCGCCGCCGCAGCAGAGUCAGGCUUGUUUGGCUUGCUGUUAGAUGCCCCCAUACAGCUGGUCGACGCAACCGACACGAGCAAAAUCGCCAAGUUUCAUGAGUUGUGGGCAUCAAAUUCAGCGCUGGAUACGACUCCCUCGAGUUUCUUCAGGGACCAAGUGUCGUUCCAGGUUCGUGUGCGGCAGUGGCUAAAAGAGCUCGUAGCACUGUGGGUAUAUUAUCCUUGGAUGAAGGCUUGGAAGGAUAAAUGGCAAGGAGUUAUUGAUCCGGAGGGGAUUUGGCUGGGUCCUCGCAUCGAUGAGGAUGCGUUCCUGCGGGACAUGCUGAUCCCAGGAUGUCUAGAGUCGGACCCUGGGCCACCGUUCUGUGUCGACUAUAAUCUCUUUUCUCCCAAUAUGGAUCAUCCUUUUGCGCAGGAGGCUUUAAUAGUGAUGCCUCAGUUCCGACCGCGAGUGAUGUUUCGAUACUGUCCUUUAGAUUGUCACCUGCAAAAACAGGGGGGUAUGGGUAGCCGGUGA
Molecule: messenger RNA, 726 nt
Organism: Aspergillus terreus NIH2624
Lineage: Eukaryota; Fungi; Ascomycota; Eurotiomycetes; Eurotiales; Aspergillaceae
Product: 2EXR domain-containing protein
Exons: 2
Coding region: 1-726 (241 amino acids)
Source: RefSeq, a predicted model, not a curated record